GCUGACAAUGUUGGUGACAAUGUUGGAGAUAUUGCUGGGAUGGGCUCUGAUCUUUUUGGCUCCUAUGCUGAAUCAUCUUGUGCUGCCCUUGUUGUUGCUUCCAUUUCCUCAUUUGGAAUCGACCAUGACUUCACUGCCAUGUUGUAUCCCCUACUUGUCAGCUCUGUGGGCAUUCUCAUCUGUUUGAUUACUACUCUCUUUGCAACUGAUUUCUUUGAGAUCAAAGCCGUCAAGGAAAUUGAACCAGCAUUGAAAAAGCAGCUUAUCAUUUCUACAGCACUCAUGACUGUUGGAAUUGCAAUUAUUAGUUGGCUUGCUCUCCCAUCGACCUUCACUAUUUUCAACUUUGGAGCUCAGAAAGAAGUUAAGAGCUGGCAGUUAUUCCUAUGUGUGGCCGUAGGACUCUGGGCUGGACUUAUUAUAGGGUUUGUCACGGAAUAUUAUACAAGCAAUGCUUACAGCCCUGUACAAGAUGUUGCUGAUUCCUGCCGGACUGGAGCUGCAACCAAUGUCAUCUUUGGCCUUGCGCUAGGAUACAAGUCUGUCAUUAUUCCUAUUUUUGCCAUUGCCAUAAGUAUCUUCGUAAGUUUCAGUUUUGCUGCAAUGUAUGGAAUUGCUGUGGCUGCCCUUGGAAUGCUUAGUACUAUUGCUACUGGAUUGGCUAUUGAUGCCUAUGGACCUAUCAGUGACAAUGCUGGAGGCAUUGCUGAAAUGGCUGGAAUGAGCCAUCGUAUCCGCGAGAGAACUGAUGCACUUGAUGCUGCUGGCAACACAACUGCUGCCAUUGGCAAGGGAUUCGCCAUUGGAUCUGCUGCUCUGGUAUCUUUGGCCCUAUUCGGUGCCUUUGUCAGCAGAGCAGGAAUUUCAACUGUUGAUGUCUUGACUCCCAAGGUCUUUAUUGGACUCUUAGUUGGCGCCAUGCUCCCCUACUGGUUCUCUGCCAUGACCAUGAAGAGUGUAGGAAGUGCAGCUUUGAAGAUGGUUGAGGAAGUUCUCAGGCAGUUCAACACCAUUCCAGGACUCAUGGAGGGUCACGCCAAGCCUGAUUAUGCCACAUGCGUCAAGAUUUCCACUGAUGCAUCCAUCAAGGAUAUGAUUCCUCCAGGUGCCCUUGUCAUGCUUACACCACUCAUUGUCGGUACCUUCUUUGGUGUGGAAACUCUCUCAGGCGUUCUUGCAGGUGCUCUUGUUUCUGGUGUGCAGAUUGCAAUAUCAGCAUCAAACACGGGUGGUGCCUGGGAUAAUGCUAAGAAGUACAUUGAGGACCAUCUAAAGAUAGGUCCUCUAGCCACCCCCAGGAUAACCACCUCCUCGUCAUCAUUAACUUGCCACCGUGACCUUGUUCCUUGAAAAAAAACUGAAGGACAAGAUGGCGCUGAGUUUCAGAACGAAGAAAGAAGGUGACGAAGCUCCGGUCAAAGGGAAGAAGACAGUGCUAUCAUCGGCGACGCAGUGAGUAGUGCGAAUGCGUUCGUUGUGCGUGAGAGGCUACCAUCGCACUGUCAUGGAAGGCAUUAUCAUCUGCGAGAGAGAUAAUCAAUGAUUCCUUCAAUGGGUUUCAAGUUGGUUUUUUUUUGCUGGUGCCUGGUGGUAAUGUUAGGGUUUUGAUUGAUUCUCUUUCUUAUUUGGUUAAUUUGUUACAAGUUGAUUAAAAUUUGUGUGCUCUGUUUUUUAUUUUUUUUGGUUUGUCAUUCGGUAUUUUUUUAAAAUCCAAGUGACGAUAGAUUGCAUUGUGAUGACCAAAGAAAUAAUACUACUAUACCAUGAUUAAUUCG
This is a messenger RNA of Arachis ipaensis, 1775 nucleotides long. NCBI's taxonomy places the organism in Eukaryota, Viridiplantae, Streptophyta, Magnoliopsida, Fabales, Fabaceae. The record is from RefSeq and is a predicted model, not a curated record.